AUGAGCGUGAAGACGUCGGCGCUCGGACCCAACCCCAUGUCCCCGGCGAACGUGAUGGACCUGUCGGGCCCCAUGGGCACGGGGGGGCCCAUGGUUACGUCCCCGCAGUACCCCGGCCCCGGCGUGUCCCCCUGCUACAGCGGGCCCCAGCUGGUGUCCCCGGGGAGCUCCCACGACUCGCAGCACACAAGCCAGACUCUGGACCUCUCGCUGGCCCGCCCGCCGGGAUCGCUCAGUCUGCCGGCCUACAGCGUCCCACUAGCCCUGAGUACAGUCCGCCGUCGCGCCUUGGGACAGCCUACCCCGGCGGGGGCGCGCCUUUCCAGCAGCCUCCCAUUGACGAACAGACGGAGCCAGUGGACUUCUCCUCCCCUGCGGAACCCGUCAACUUCAGUCUCGCACGCCCCUUGGAGUAUGGCGUCACGCCCGACUACGCCCGUGCGCCCACGGCCCCUGCUUGCCCGCCUCACGACAACGGCUAUGCAGCAACGCCCCGACAGGACGCACGACUUCCGGAAUAUGAACGGCUACAACUCCAUGACAACUCGGCCUUACGACGUCACCACGGCCUAUAACACCGGCUAUAUGGGCUACCAGGGCUACCAGGGAGGCUACAUGGGGGCCGGGAGCUACGGUGCCACAAUGGGUGGGGACUACAUGACCACCACCGCCUGCACCACGCCCUAUCAGCUUUCCCCGUCACGCUCUCAACCUCCGCCCACGCCCAUGCCUGAUAGGUACGCCCAUCAUUCCUGCAACUUACCCUCACAGCUUACCCUUGCAGGCGGUAUGAGCGGGUUCAGUGGCUGCUUUAUUGUCCUUUCUUUCACUAAGCGCAGACUCGUUUCGGUAGCCGUUUUUGUCUUUGUUGUUGUUAAUGCAAAUCGCAAGUAUUACUCUGAAUAUAAACUCCGCUUCAUAAAGUAG
Molecule: messenger RNA, 927 nt
Organism: Penaeus monodon (black tiger shrimp)
Lineage: Eukaryota; Metazoa; Arthropoda; Malacostraca; Decapoda; Penaeidae
Exons: 3
Coding region: 1-927 (308 amino acids)
Source: RefSeq, a predicted model, not a curated record